Molecule: messenger RNA, 2015 nt
Organism: Clunio marinus
Lineage: Eukaryota; Metazoa; Arthropoda; Insecta; Diptera; Chironomidae
Source: the annotation of a GenBank genome assembly
AGUUUUCGUCGAAGCGUCAACGAUAACAGACGAAAGAUCAGAGAAAUAAAGAAAAUUUAGUGAAUUUGAAUGAACAUUCAACAUCAAACGAAAACAUAUUAAGUGUAGAUUUGAGUUAUUAGAAACCGGCGUAAAGAAUUAGAUAAUUGAGUGAAGCAUGAAGAUUUUGUUGUCUUGUCUCGCUAUUCUCAUUGGAGCGUCUUGCAUCACAGCAACACCACAGAAUCCCGUGAGCAAUCAAGAAAUUCGUGAUGCAAUCUUGUCACUUGUUCAUUCAAAUUCGUUAAUUGAUUCGAAACUCGAACGUCAUGAGACAAGAGAACGAGCUUUGGGUGAAUUGGUGAAGAAGGGUUUGAUGACAUUGCAGAAGAAUCAAAGAAUUUUUGAGCCAAUCAAAGGAUCUUUCGAUCGGUUGGAUAAGAGAGUUAGCGAGAUAGAAACAAUGUUAUUGAAGAGUGAAAAGCAAAAGAAAGAAGAACAAUCAAAAUUGACAAAUCUUCUUGAGAAAAUUCUCGCUGCCUUUGAAAGUUCUGCACAAGCAGCUACACGUUCAUCUGAUGAUUCUGAUGGAGAUGAUGAUGAUGAUGAAAAGUUACCAAAGAAAGUUGAUGAUCUCUUAGAUAUGGUUAAAGGUUUACGAAGGGAAAUUGCUGAAUUCCGAGCUGACCAAACUUCCAUUGAGGCAACAAACAAGAAUCUUGUAGCACAAACAGAAGAACUUGUAAAAGACCGAACAAAUCAAGCUGACGUUUUCGCAAAGAAACUUGAAGAGAAAUUAACGAAACUCAACAGUGGAAAAGAUUCUAAAUUUGAGGAUGACGUCAAAGGAUCAUUGAAAGAUCUUAAAACUGAUUUGAAACAAUUAUUAGAUAAAAAUGAAAAGUCAUCAGCAUCUGUUGGUGUCGGAUUAUCUGGAUUAAAUGAUGCUGAUCGAAAAUUCCUUCGUGAAUUAUCGAAUGAAACUAAAGAUGCCAUUCAAGAUAUGCAAUUGGAAGUUUUGACAGUGUCUGAUAAAAAUUUUGCAAAGACUGCAACUCGCAUUCAAGAAUCGCAUGAAGCGGUGGAUGAAAUGUCAAAAUCACUUGCUGAGCUGAUUUCUGGCAGUGAAGCUUUCUUUGAUGAAAGUCAGAAAUUCUUUGGUGAUUCAAGUAAUCCUUCGAAGCUUGAGAAGAUUAUGCUCGACACGUCAAACAACGUUCUUGAAACGAAACGAAGAUUCGAAUAUGGAAUUCAUCAAAUUAUUCUUGAAGUUGGAGACGUCAUGAAGACGGCAAACUCGUCAAUGCAAAAACGUCUGAAUGAGUUGAAUGAUGGCAUUUUAGAGAAUCAUAAUGCAGCAUUGGUGAACUUGAGCAGUAAAAUUGAGACGGAAAUGAGUCAAGUUUGGCGACAGAUUGGAAUUAUGUAUCAAGAAAUCACUUCGAGUAAGAAAGCUCUCGAUCGUCUUCAAGAACAAACAGAAUUUUAUGUCAACGGCACCAUCAUGACAAUGGAUUCAAUGGAGGGAAAAGUUGGUCUUAUCACAAAUCGAAUGCAAGAAGUCGAUUCAAACUUGAACUAUCUUCUCGGUCGUUUAUCGCUUGUCACACAAGAGUUCAAUCAAAUUAAAUUUGGAUUGGGAGAAGCACUCGACAAUAUACGAAGCAGCUUUAUGACGGUACAGGAGAAAGUUAAGCAAAAUGUUGGACCAGGGCCGCAUCGUAUUGAAGAAAACGAUAAUGAAAAAGAUUUGAAUUCGCUUAGCAAGCGUCAUGCUCGUUCGUUCCCGUUAAACUUUCGACGCAAGAAUGUCUGAUAAUUAAUACAUAUUUUCAUCAAACUCAUGAAUUGCACUAACAAGCAAAUGGUAUUUUAAUUGAAAAAGUUUUCUAAUCAAAUUUUAAUAAAAAUUGAAAUUUAACUCUUUAGAGAUUAAGCGAAUUUUCAUUACUAACACAAAAAUUUAUGAUGAAAGGAAUUUCACAGAACAAAAAGAAGGAAAAUGAGAGAGAAAUAAUAAAACUUAUUAAAAUCAA